Messenger RNA from Fukomys damarensis (Damara mole-rat), 1075 nucleotides. It is a transcript of the gene Cd27, whose product is annotated as CD27 molecule. Bases 78 to 854 code for a protein of 258 amino acids. The transcript has 6 exons. The record is from RefSeq and is a predicted model, not a curated record. Gene Ontology annotation, molecular function: protein binding; transmembrane signaling receptor activity. Gene Ontology annotation, cellular component: external side of plasma membrane. NCBI's taxonomy places the organism in Eukaryota, Metazoa, Chordata, Mammalia, Rodentia, Bathyergidae. Gene Ontology annotation, biological process: positive regulation of T cell differentiation; positive regulation of B cell differentiation; negative regulation of apoptotic process.
GGCUGCCCAGGAAGGGCGAAGAGGCGCCAGCACCCAGCUAUAAGCAGCCAACAGGCAGACACAGCGCCCUGGGCAGCAUGGCCUGGCCAUCCCCUGGCUGGCUCUGCGUGCUGGGGGCCCUGGUGGGGCUCUCCGCCACCCCGGCCCCCAAGAGCUGUCCAGAGAGGCACUACCGCUCUCCAGAGAGGCUGUGCUGCCAGAUGUGCAGGCCAGGGACAUUCCUGGUGAAGGACUGUGACCAGGACCUGGCGCCUGCUCAGUGUGACUCGUGUAAACCAGGCCUUUCCUUCUCUCCAGACUACCACAGCCGGCGCCACUGUGAGAGCUGUCGCCACUGCCACUGGGGUCCUGCCACUCACAACUGCAACAUCACCGCCAAUACUGAGUGUGCCUGCCCCGUGGGCCACCAGUGCAGGGACACGGAGUGCUUGGAGUGUGACCCCCUCCCAGAACUGCCUGCUACUCAACCAGUGGCCCCAGGCCCGCCCCAUCCCCCUAGCCUCUCCCCACUUGCCAAGAAGGUGCUGGAAGCCAGGACUGUUGGGGCGAGGCAGACUCCAGCUGACUUCCAGCAGAUGCCAGGCCCAGCUCUCCCCACCCCAUGGCCAGCCCCCAGGUCCCUGUGCAGCACAGACUACACACGCGUCUAUGUGAUCUUCACUAGCAUGCUUUUCGUUUUCACCCUGAGCGGAGCCCUAUUCCUCCACCAACAGAGAAAAUGCAGAGCAAACAAAGGAGCAGACCCCGGGGAGCCUCUGGAGCCCUGUCCUUACAGCUGCCCGCAGGAGGAGGAGGGUCACACUGUCCCCGUGCAGGAGGACCACUGGAAGCCGGAACUGCUCUCCUACCCCUGAAGUGGCCAGGAGCUGAGGGAGGGUCUUCCUGAUAGAGAAAACUUUAAUAAAUGAAAAUUUAGGAAAUGUCACAAUAUAAGAUAACUUCUGGUCUGAGACCAAGAGCAAGAUCCUCCUGGAUCAGAGACCAAUGAUACAUUGCUACUCUGCUGAUCAGACUUUUUUUGAUUACCUUGGAAAUUUCUUCUAUGACAUACACAUGUAUUUAGCUGAUGUCACAA